Messenger RNA from Ahaetulla prasina, 4664 nucleotides. RefSeq names its product myocardin (gene MYOCD). The record is from RefSeq and is a predicted model, not a curated record. NCBI's taxonomy places the organism in Eukaryota, Metazoa, Chordata, Lepidosauria, Squamata, Colubridae. The coding region runs from base 1259 to 3958 and encodes 899 amino acids. Gene Ontology annotation, biological process: smooth muscle cell differentiation; cardiac muscle cell differentiation. The transcript has 13 exons.
AGGACACCCGGUGAUGUUGCUGAUAGUAAACUUUGAGAAAGGAGGGGAGGGGGUGGAUAGAAAGGAGGGGUCUGCUUGCUGAAGUUAACUAGCCCAACACAGUGCAAAGGCAUGCAGUAUGUUUCCGUGGCGGGUUAGUGCUGGAUGAGACCAAACUUCCCAAACUCUUUUCCUGCUUUCUGCAGUCACCUAGACUCCAAGGAGGGCUAGAUGAAUUGUGAUCCUUUGGUUGCGGUCAGCUGCUCUUCUUGGUGCUGGUUUAUGAUUUGAACCGAGGGGCUUUCUGACCCUGGGAAUUUUCACAAGGCUUCACCAUGACACUUCUGGGGUCUGAGCACUCUAUGCUGAUUCGGAGCAAAUUCAGAUCAGGUAGGGCUAACACAGCAAGACUUUCUCCUAAAACUUUCCUUUUCAGUGAACCUCAGCUAGAGGCUGUUUCUCAUUAAGCAGCAUGCAAGUAAAAUAACCAAGGAGUUGUAAAGCUGUCAUGGGCUUGCUAUCACAGAGGCUGUUCAGUAGACGAGGAAUGCGUUUCUAUCUGUCCUUUUUAUCUGCUCCCUCUCUUUCUGUUCUUUCACUGCUUACAAUUUAUGUCAAUAGUCUAGUUUACUAAAAAAAAAAAAAAAAGAAUUCAGCUAUCAUUUUGAAGUCUCCUAAUCUAGGAGAAAUUAUAUAUAUAUAUGUAAUUUAAUAUAUAUAUAAUUCUAUAUAUAUAGGUCUUUGCGUUUAUAUAGUGUGUGGGGGGUGUGUGUGUGUGUGUGUGUGUGUGUGUGUGUGUGUGUGUGUGAGAGAGAGAGAGAGAGAGAGAGAGAGAGAGAGAGAGAGAGGGAUCAGAAAUCCAUAUGCUGGUUGUUACAGUAAGAGUAUCUCCUCCAUCUGUUCAAAGUCAGGUGCUGUCCUGUGUAUGCCGGCCCUAAUGGUUUAUUCCAAUGUCUAGGCAGCCAGUUUUCUUUCCUUUAAGAGUUGUGACUAAUUGGACAAACAUGAAUUGCAGAAAGGCAUCAUUUUUUUUAGAAGUACAAAUAACAAAUGGAACAUGCAAAAUAUUUAAAAUGACAUCACCAGAGAAAUAAAGCUAGAGCCAAGCGACUGAUUGCCAUUUUCUGAAGCUUUGCUACAAAAAACAUGUACCAGAUCUCCACAGAGGGUUGAAGCCCCAUUCAGGGCUUCUUCUUUGCGGACCUGCAACAGGAACAAAGUUUUACAGUUGCGGUUACAGCAGCGAAGAAGCCGAGAACAGCUUGCUAGUCAAGGCAUCAUGCCACCACUGAAAAGCCCUUCUGCCUUCCAUGAGCAAAAGAAGAGCUUGGAGCGAACCAAGACUGAAGAUUAUUUUAAGCACAAGAUCAGAAACAGAUCUGAGCAUUCUGAACUGCUUGAUAUGCACAUUGUUCAAGAUUCAACUGCAGAAGAAUCUGUUCAAGCUAGUCAGAUGAAACUAAAACGAGCCCGUCUUGCAGACAAUCUGAAUGAAAAAAUUGCUCUUAGACCAGGACCUCUGGAGCUGGUGGAGAAGAAUAUCAUUCCCAUUGACUCAGCUGUGAAAGAGGCCAUCAAAGGUACCCAAGGAAACUUUACUAAAUCUUCAGAUGCCUUUGCUUUUGAAGAAGAUAGCAGCAAUGAUGGGAUGUCCCCAGAGCAAAUUAAAAGUGAGGAUUCUCAAGGGUCUACAGAAUUGGCAGCAAGAAUCAAAAUACCAGAAGCAACAUUUCCUUCCGUAUCUGGGACAACUCAGGGCCAUUCCCAUAGUUCUGAAAAUGAUAUGGCUGAUUCGUCAUCUCUGCAAAAUAGUCAGCCAGAAAGUCCAAAACAGCUCAAUGGGCAGCAGACACCUCCUAUUCCUAUUACUACAUCUGUAAAGUCAAAAUCUUCAAGUGAUGGCAAGAAUCGCCACAAAAAACCUAAGGAGAUGAAGCCCAAAGUGAAGAAGCUAAAGUAUCACCAAUACAUUCCACCAGACCAGAAGGCAGAGAAGUCUCCUCCUCCCAUGGACUCUGCCUACGCCAGGCUACUGCAACAACAGCAGCUCUUCCUGCAGCUCCAGAUCCUUAGCCAGCAACAGCAGCAUCGACACCAGCAGCAGUUCAAUUACCCUGGGUCACAUUCCUCUCAGCUAAAACAACCAAAUGAGCCUAAAAUCUCAGGCUCUUCCCCUACGACAAUCACCAAUAAUCCUCUUUCUCCAGUGAAGGGAACCUUUUCUGGGCCAUCUUGCAUUUCAUCCCUCAAACCAGGUCCUCUCCCAUCUAAUCUGGAUGACCUUAAAGUGUCAGAAUUAAGACAGCAACUCCGAAUAAGGGGACUUCCUGUGUCAGGUACAAAAACAGCCUUGAUGGAACGUCUUAGACCCUUUCAAGACUGCAGUGGGAAUUCAGUGACUUCUUUCAAUGAAAUAACCACUGUCACUUUCCCAGUAACCCCAACAAGCUCUCUCUCGAGUUAUCCAUCACAGUCUUCUACCAGUCUGUUAUCCAAUGGCUUUUACCACUUUGGCAGCACUAGUUCCACUCCACCCAUCUCUCCAGCUUCCUCUGACCUUUCAGUGAGUGGCUCCUUGCCAGACAGUUUCAACGAAGGACCAAUGUCUUCCCCACAGUUUGUCUUGCACCCUUCACCUGUGCAAAGUGGUUGUGAGGAGAACCUGGUGGGAAGCAUCAACGGAGGUGGCAUCCAGCAUGAUGUUGAAAGGGUUGACACAGAGAAAGACAAAAUGUUAGUGGAAAAGCAAAAAGUAAUCAAUGAGCUGACUUGGAAAUUGCAACAGGAGCAGAGGCAAGUGGAAGAGUUGAGAAUGCAGCUCCAGAAGCGCAAAAGAAGCCAUGGACUGGAAGAUAAGCAGCCCCCAGCACGUGUAUUUGGUUUUCCAGUCAAGCAGGAGAAUGCAGUGUCCAGCUGCCCAUUUGCCUCUAAGCAAGCUGCCUUGAAAGGUAAGGCUAGCAAUUCUGAGGCAUUAAGUAACUGUGGGACACCUCAGAUGCCGCAUCUUGUAAAUAGCCAUUGUAUGGAACCUUCUGGACAAAAUGGCAUACUGUCUUCCACAUUCCUAAGCCCACAGUGCUCUCCUCAGCAUUCUCCACUAGAGGCAGCGAAGAGUCCUCAACAUAUUAGCCUUCCACCCUCACCAAACAGCCAUUACCUUCUCUCCAUGUCUCCUAGCCAUCAGGGAGAAGGACGCAGCAAUUCUCCACAACCCAGCCGCCAUUUGUGCACAACUCUGGUGCCGACACAAGGGGGCCCAAAGUAUUCCGUUCUGUCUGCCAGCUUUUGUAAAUCCAGUGCUGCUCUCCCAGAGGGAAAACAGCCUCCACCUUAUGCUGAUGCUGUAAAACAGCAAAUGACUCAAAGUCAGCAGAUGGAUGAACUAUUAGAUGUGCUUAUUGAAACUGGAGAAAUGCCUGCAAAUGCUAAAGAGGACCGCCCUUGUCUUCAGAAGGUACCUCAGAUAACAGUGUCUUCAGGAACGUCUGGAACACCCUUGUUACUAAAGGCAUCCACUGCAUUUGAGCAAAACACCUCAAACCAGCUCCCCUUUGAACGCUGUUCUAGCAAUGACAGUCAUUUGGAAAUCUUGUUAAAUUCCCACAGUCCUCUUGGGCGGUCAAGUGAAGUCACCCUUCUGAAAUUGGGUACUGAGGAACCUCACUUUGAUGGAGCAAUGGAAGGAUUUUCUAGCAAGGCUGCCGAUGAAUUAGUCUCACCUCAUGAGAUCCUGCCAACUCCCCUCUCGCCCAUGGAGACUCAGUUGUCUCCCUCAUCUGGUGAAGGAACUGGUUUGCACAUGAGCUUCACAGAGUCUCCCUGGGAAACAAUGGAAUGGCUGGACCUCACACCACCAAGCUCAGCCAAUGGUUUUGGUUCCCUGACCACUACAGGGCCCAGCAUCUUCAACAUCGAUUUCUUAGAUGUUACUGAUCUCAACUUGAAUGGCACUAUGGAUCUGCACCUACAACAGUGGUGAUCAAAGUAAAGCUUAAGGAUGGGGAGGAAACAUACCACAAGUAAUUUCCAUGGAAAGAAUUAGAAGACUAUUUUAGAAUGUUCUGGAAUAAUGCAGAGUGCGCAAAAGGAACUGGAGUCAUUUUCCCCAGGACAUAAUUUAUCUUUUCACUAUCAAUGGUUUCACAAAAUGAUUGUUUCCUUUCCCUGCUACUCAAAAUAAGGAAUCCUUCAUUUCUAACACAAAUUCCUCCCUACCCUUUGUAAGGAAAUCCAGUUGCUCACCAUCAGUUUCAACCUCUUCCAGAAGGAGAUCCUCUAUGCAAGACAACUGUACAUUGCCCAGACUUAUCAGUAUUGGCUCUAACAGAUUUAUCAAACUAUAUGACUCUGUUAUGAGCAUAUUUGUAGAUCCCAUACACUGCUCCUUGGGAACCUUUGCCUUUCAUGCUUAUCAUAUAUAUGAAGAGUUUUACUGGGGAUUUCCCUCCCCUCCUUUUCAAGUCAUCUUGAUCCGAUGAAUCAAGAGAUCAUCAACUUUUUACUAUCUAUUUUCAAAACUGAAAUAAUCUUCCAGUGUUUCCCUGAAUAUUUUUCUCUUUUUGAGUUUAUUUAUUCCUUUUGUUUUCUCAGUUUUAAAGAUACAUGCAGCAGACCUGAAGUAAUAUGAUUUAUUUUGUAGUGGGCACUCUCCUCGGAAAAGAUUUCAAAAUGGAACCACAAGAAAA